AUGAUUUCGAAAAAAGAGAGAAAAGUGGAGGGAAAACGGUGCGCUUAUUGUAGACGACAAUGUCCUCCAGAAGGCGUUUGAGGAUAAUUUGUUCAUCCGACGAAGAAGAAGACGACGAAGAAAUACAGGAAGUACAACCUCCUCCUCAACAACACGAUGAUAUCGAAUGCGAAACCCUCAAUCUUCAAGAUGUAACCCUAAGUUCCAUCAACUCUAACCCUACCAAUCCCUCUACUUCCAUCCAAGUCGAAAUAUCCGACGAGGACUUCAUCGAUGCAGCCGAGGAUCUCCUCCCUUCUCCUCAGUCUCCACCUCCGCCUCCGCCCCCGCCUCCGCCCCCGCCCCCACCCUCAAACCAGACGGGUUAUUCCUCGGAAUAUUCCAGAACUAGCAGUGUUGGUACGAGUGAAGCCUCUGGUUGUCCAAUCAGUAAAAUUCUAGAAGAUUUAGGGUUGAGACUACGGCGUGAAUGGUUGGAUGCUUGUCUUCGUGGUCUCCAGACAAACGUCCCUGGAUUUUCCAGCUUUGAUGCAACAAAAAAGGCUAAGCUCUGCUUUGAGAAGUUUUUGCAUUCUGAUAUGAACAUUUGCGGGGCAGGCUUUCUUCCAGAUAACGUGCAUCAAAUGCACCUUGUUGAUCUUCCUGGACCCUAUGUGUUACAGGUUGAUGAGAUAGUAAAUAUUAGUCAACCUCUUCGAGAGCGAUACAAGAAGGCACAUUCUGGCUUAAAGAGGUGCCUUAAGUUGUCUAUGACUGAUGGUGUUCAACGAAUCUUUGGCAUGGAAUACCAGCCAAUUAAAGAUCUAGAUGCCCUUUCACCUGCUGGAUUGAAGGUUGCUGUUUCUAAUGUAAAUGUAAGGCAUGGGCUACUAAUGCUGGUUCCAGAAGUGUUUCAAGUUUUAGGAGGACUAGUUGAGGAGCUUGAUGCAGCAAGGCAAAGACUUGUUAAUGAAGUCAAUAAGCCUCCAAGAGGCAAAAGAACAAGAACAGGAGUUGAACCCUCUUUAGCAACUAGAGCUACUCGUGCUGCAUGGCCAACUGACAAUGUCGAUUCUUCAGCACCUUCAGCUAACACUGUAUCCCAAAGUGCAACUCCAAUACAUGUAAAUAACCAAGGUGCUACACCUUCUUCUGUUAAUGGAAGAGUGGCAUCAAAUUCUUCAGUUCCUGUUCACAGGGAACACGUUUCAGUAUCCUCUAAUAAUCAAAAUGCAACUCCAAUGCAGGUAGAUGAUCAAGGUCCCACACCUUCUGUUAAUGGAAGAGUGGCAUCAAGUUCUUCAGGUCCUGUUUAUAGGGAAUAUGUUUCAGCAUCCACAAAUAAUCAUGUCUUUCAAAAUGUAACUUUAAAUCCAAUACAGGUAGAUGAUCAAGGUACUACUACUAGACCUUCUGUUAAUGGAAAUAUGUCAUCAAGUUCUUCAGUUCAUAGGGAAUUUGUUUUUAGAGCCUCAAAUAAUCAUACCUCUCAAAAUGCCACAACUCCAAUACAGGUAGACAACCAAGGUACCACUACCACAGCUCCUUUUAAUGGAGGAGUUUCAUCAAACUCUUCAAUUCCUGUUCCCCUUCAUAGGGAACAUGUUGACUUUUCUACUCAUAGUCAUAACAUGGUUACAGAAGAGACCACUUCCACUGUUGACUUUUCAAAUGAGAGAGAAACUCAUUCCUCUGCAUAUGCCUGUGGUAUAAACACUGAAAACCCUUUCACAUACAUGUCCACUUUAUCACUUAAAUGGGAUGAAUCAAAACAUCAAGCCUCUCAUGUCCAGGGUAAAAUCAAGUGUUUUUUGACUGGAGUGAAAGGGUUCCAGUUUAAAGAAAGUAGCACUUACAAACUUCAAGUAUACAUAGAUGAUGGUAGCCUCAUAUCCGAGAUCCUUAUUCACCACAACGUUGUACAAAAAAAGAUAGGUUAUUCCCCUGAAGAGGUGAAUGCCGCUUUGUCAUCUUCAGACUCUUCAAGGGUUCAUGACAUGAAGAACAAAAUGAAACAGUUUCAAGUUUUUUUAGUCAACUUCGAGGGGACAAUGGUUGUAAGGAUAAAUGAAGCAUGUGGUCUUCCGGUUGCUAUAGAAAUGCAACAGGGUUGUUCUUUAUCUCAUGCAUGGUCGCUUCUUACAAGACUAAAAUCAACUAACACUCAUCAAAAUCAUCCAAUUGAUCUUUCCCCAUAAGCAAUAUUUCAAACUUUAUAUGUUUGCAUCCAUCUAAUUCUAAUGUCUCAAGAAUUAAUAUGUUUAUGAUUUUUUCUAGC
This is a messenger RNA of Lactuca virosa, 2257 nucleotides long. The record is from the annotation of a GenBank genome assembly. NCBI's taxonomy places the organism in Eukaryota, Viridiplantae, Streptophyta, Magnoliopsida, Asterales, Asteraceae.